Echinococcus granulosus is the source of this 3633-nucleotide messenger RNA. RefSeq lists its product as hypothetical. The record is from RefSeq and is a predicted model, not a curated record. Gene Ontology annotation, cellular component: cytoskeleton. The transcript has a single exon. NCBI's taxonomy places the organism in Eukaryota, Metazoa, Platyhelminthes, Cestoda, Cyclophyllidea, Taeniidae. The coding region runs from base 1 to 3633 and encodes 1210 amino acids.
AUGACAAAUAACGCGAAUGCAGCUGAUGGUGAGGUGUCUGAGAAUAUCUCACCGGAAGACUACUCGCGCCUUCAGUCUAUCAUAGUACAUCAUGGAAUAAAACACACAAAGGGGGAUAAAAAGAUGAGUUUAGCAAAACUUACUCUGAAACUAAAACAAAAGAAAGGCGAACAACCAAAUGAGAAGUUGUCAGGCGAAAAAAUGAGCCUUGCACGAGCCAUUCAGGCAGGACGUUUCGACCCAUCGACGGGGAUCAUCACAACUCAAACGAUGCAACGAAUCACUCUGAAGGAGGCUAUUGAACUGAAGAUAAUUGACGAAGAGAUCUCUCUAGUUCAGGAUGAACGAACAGGGUACUACAGAAGUGUAGCGCACUAUUUGAAUGAUGGGACUACCCCUAUAGAAGUUUGGGUGCAUUGGCCAAUGGCUACCAUUUUGCUGCCCGAAGAGGUGGAGCCUUUCGGUCGCAAAAGAGUGAAUCGUGGUCAGAGGAUUCCUUACGCUGCGGCUCAAAGUCUUCAUUUGAUCAACCCUCAGAGUAGAACAGUUUUCAAUCCACAGAUCGAAAACUAUGUCUCAAUUCUAAAUGCCUUUCUUGAAGGACCUCUGUGUGGGCAAAGAACAGUUAUUUAUUUUAGAACAUCGCAGGAGUAUCUUCCAGUGGAUAAAUUAAUCCCAUCGAAUCCGGAGAAUGUUGUAAAUGAGCUGCUUUUCAAUCGUUCAUUGUGUAUUGAACUACAGGAGGAUAUUGACGACAGUGGUGGUGUAACUCAUCCACCACCUCACGUAACUGUUAAGACUUCAGUCGAUUCAAUACCAUCACCUAUUCUUGUUACCCCUGUGGAUCUCAAAACCGCUGUUAGUCUUAGUUGGGUUGACAGACAAACUGGGUUUGUAAAUGAUCCUUACACUGGGCAUCGUCUCCUUCUAAAGGAAGCCGUCAGCGCAGGUUUGAUUGAUGCCGAUCGAACAGUUAUUAGAGACCCCGUCACCCAUCAGACUUCCACACUUAAUGUCAUCUUGAAAAGUGGGGAACCCAUUAAUGUGCCCUAUAUAGUACAGUUGGCCUGUUUGGAAGACAGUCAGGAACCAUCAACACAGGCAUGCUCUGGACAAAAUCAAUCCACUCCUCUGUCGCCCGUGACGGAUGGCAGUUUUGCCAUGACUCCUAUGACAGGGGAACUCCAGGUCACGAAUACGUCUAAAGGUCAGGAAGUAAAUGAUGAGAGAUUUCUCAUCGAAGAGGAGUAUCCUCUUGAAGGCAAGGGCAAAGCCAGGGGAAAGAUAUUUGAUGAAGCUAUGGAAAAUGCUAAAAAACAUGAAAAAAUCGGCCUUGACACCAAAAAGUUGCGAUCCGAUUUGGCCGAUGCCGCGGCUAAAGUGGGAACAGGCCUUGCUGUUGCACUCGGUGCUGCUGGUGUUGGUGGUACACUGGCUUACCAGUCAAUCAAGGAAAAGAUUAAGCGUGGUAAUGCUUCUCACAGCCAAAUUCAGUCUCCUACAGUCGAAGAAAAUCUUAUUGCCUCUGGUCCUAUUUAUGCAGAUACUACAACUAAAUCCUCUGAAGAAUCCAAAAGGCUUUUUGUUCCAAAUGGCGAUAAAAUCAGCACUGACGAUGCGGCGAAAAGGGAUGACGAGACUAAACUUGUGAAUGAUGAUGUUGAAGACGCAAAAUCGAGGAGUACAGACAUAUCCGGGUCUUCUGUUCCAGCUGACGGCAAAGAAUUGCAACGGCGUUAUGACGAAAAGACUGCUUUUGAAACGGACAAUGAAAUAAGUCCUGUGGAUACUGAUGAUGCAUUGAGAUCAGAAAUUAGUCAAAUGCCAAUGGACAACUUGGGGACAGCCAAUGAAGGGACAAUAUUUCUGGAUCGAAAUGACGAAAAUUUACCCAGAUCUUUAAUUUCUGCCGAAAAUAGUAUUUUUGGAACACAAGAUGUCUCGCACUCAAUUAGUGCUGAGGAUGGACAAAGAUCUGGACAUGAUGUCCAAAAAAUAGGAGAAAAUGAUGAAAGGGAGAAUUUGGGAACUAGUAUUGAGGGGAUGGAGUUUAUAGAUCAGGACGAAGAUCUAUCACGGCCUUCUCACUUGGCCAGUAUGGAGGUUCCUGAGACAAACGGUGAAGAGCGAUCCCCUUUGGAAGAACAAGGUUAUUCCACACCCUCAUCCAGGGAGCACGGGAUGGAGCUAAAGCGAACUUCUCCAUCAACAGAAGGAUGGGAAGCGAAUGGAGAAGGUAAAGAGAAGACCAGUGAUCCAGAAAAGUAUUCCACCGUCAAGUCUUCGCCUAUAGCCCAAGAUCAUUUGCAUUCAGUUGACUCUGAGGAUGAAGCAAAAUGCGAAAGGAUACUGUUGAAAGGUGGAACAAUGUAUCCGAGUGAAGAUACUUCUGUAAAUUUCAAUGUUGAAGAUUCCCAAGAGCACUUUGUCGAAAAGACUCCAUCCAUUGCUGAAGACGGCUUGCAGUUUGGAACCACCGAAAAUAAACAAGAGCCUAAUCAGGAAACGAAGGAAGGAAAGGCAGAGUUAACGGACCAAUGUGAGAAGCAGGCGCCUGGUUCUUCAAUUUCUGUCAACAAGGUGGAUGAACAGAAACAUGUAGCAGAUCCUACUAUGGAAUUAUCCGAGGCGACAAGCCAAAAGCCGCCUGGAAGUAGCGAUUCUGCUACUUUGCGGGAUGAUAAAUUGAGAUAUGAAGUUGAUUUGAUAAAGAACGCUGGACAUAUUGAAUCUUCAGUGAUAUCCGGGGCUGAUCAAAAUGCCGAAGAGCCUCUUGAAUCGGGUUUUUUAGGUCCUGAAAACAAUCUUAAUAAAAUGUCAAAGGGAGAACCCAUUAAUUCCGUUGUUACUCAAGGAGCUGUUGCUUUAAACCAACAGUCACUUUCUAAACAUGCACCAUCUUCAGUCGCUAAUCUGGCGGACACCUCAAAGGAAGCUAAAAAGGGCUUCGACGUAAAGAAGGUACUGACAAAUAUUGGAGGUGUGUUAACAGCUGCAGUUGGAGCUCCUGUAGUUGCUGGCAUAAUGGCUUAUAACGCAGCUAAAGACAAGUUCGAAUCCAGCCCACCGUCUUCAGAGACGCAAAACAAAUCACUAGAGAUAGGUGAGAGUGCUAACGUAACCCUGGAACCAGAAAAAGCUCUUACAACGGGCACAAAUCUUAAGAAGAAGGACAAAAGUGGAGAGAUUUUGGAAGAAAAUAGGCUUUUUCUACGAAUGGGUGAAACGGGCGAUCUAUCAAAUGAGAGGCAAUGCGACCUCGUGGAACAGCAACAGCAAUUCCAACCUCCCGCAAAUUUUGAUGAUUUAUUGAUCCCUGAAUCCAACUCUUUCGAAGAUCCUGGGUCUAAAUCCCCUCAAAAAGGUGAAGAGUUACCAAGAAACAGGACUUUUAACGACCAGCUCGCAUCUCAUGACCCGAACCAGGCAAAAGAUGAUCUCCCGGAGACCCAAAAGGAGGUUAAAAGUAGAGAGAGGGACGAUCAACCAAUUGAAGUCUUGAGGAAUCAAGGAAAAGUUGACCUAAUUCAAGAAGGAAAACCAAUUCAGUCUUUGGAAACAGGGCAGAACGUUUGCGAUUCUCCUCGACGGUCGGUAAGUCACUUCCCUACACCGAUUGGUGCAUUUCGAUAA